AGAAUAAGGUGGGAUAAUUAAAAGACAAAGGUUGCAUAAAAUAACAAGCACACACACGAAAACACCUACCUCAAGGAAACUCAGUCAUAAAUUCCCUUGGGCAGCCAGAGGGAUGUGGGUGGAUGAGGACCAGAUAGCCACAAUUAUAAUAACUAGAGAGACUCAUUCCUCUUGUCUUGCUUGUUAAUUAAAUCAGACCCAUUUCUCUCUUGUCACAAUCAACUUCUAUCUUGAACAGAUCUCCAAUGGAGCUCCACGUCCAACAACGGAAACAUGAGCAUGGGGAGGUUUCAGUUGGCAAAGGAAGCAGAAUUAAGGGGAGAAGUAGAACUAAUCCCAACAACAAGUUUGUUGGGGUGAGACAGAGGCCCUCUGGGAGAUGGGUUGCAGAGAUCAAGGACACAACACAGAAGAUCAGGAUGUGGCUCGGAACGUUUGAGACUGCAGAAGAAGCUGCCCGAGCAUAUGAUGAGGCCGCCUGCCUGCUUCGUGGAUCCAAUACUCGAACCAACUUCAUCACCCAUGUCUCCUCCAAUUCCCCUCUCGCUUCACGCAUUCGGAAUCUCCUCAACAACAAAAAAGCUGUCGUCAAACAACCACCUCUUCAUAAUCCCUCCUCCACCGAAGGAACCUCCACAGCCACAACUUAUACCAGCACAGGUGGCAGUACUGGUAAUGGUGACAGAGGUGGAAAUUCUCCCUCCUUUGGAAAGAUACAUGAGACCCAGAUUUGUAAUGAUGCAUAUAGACCAGAUUUGAGCAACUGUAGUGGUGAAGAACACGAAUUGGAUUCAUCAAAAUCCGAUCUCUCAUGGGCAACUGGCUCCUCUUUUGAUCAGUUCUCCUUCACCCAAGAUGGGUUUGAUUUUCCAAUGAAUGUUGGCUUGCCGGAGGCAUCGGAAUCAGAGGUGGCAGAAUUUGAAAGGUUGAAAGUUGAAAAACAGAUGUCGUCGUUCUAUCCGAUGAAUGGGGUGCAAGAGACAGUUCAUGAUCUUAGUGAUACUUUGUGGGAUCUUCCUCCUCUCUGUCAGUUGUCUUGCUCCUUUUAAUGGUUGGUCAACAUCUCCUCUUUUCCUCUCCUUUGUUUCUCUUCUGAGAUUGGUUACAGAAGAUGCAAGAACGGGAUAUAGACGUUUUUUAAUUUGUUCUUUGGAUUAAAUUUCUUACAUUCCCACAACAGUUUUGAGAUGGCCCCGUUUAUUAGUUGAGGAAAUUUUCUUGGAAUUAAAAUAAAAAAGCGCCCAUAAAAACCUUGAAAGAAUCAAAGAAACCUGUUGUAGGAUGACAUUGAUCUCUUGCAUCAAGGUCUCUUUAACAUUGUUUGUAAUUAGGUUAGCUGUCUGAUUGUGCAGUGGUCGUUGAAUUUGAAGUUCCAUAAUUGAAAUUUGAAACCA
This is a messenger RNA of Nelumbo nucifera (sacred lotus), 1394 nucleotides long. Its product is annotated as ethylene-responsive transcription factor ERN1. Gene Ontology annotation, biological process: regulation of DNA-templated transcription. The record is from RefSeq and is a predicted model, not a curated record. Gene Ontology annotation, molecular function: DNA binding; DNA-binding transcription factor activity. Lineage: Eukaryota; Viridiplantae; Streptophyta; Magnoliopsida; Proteales; Nelumbonaceae.